CCCGCCCGGUCGCGGCCGCGCGCUGCGGGGGGAGGAGCCCUGCGGCAGGCUUCGGCGUGGCUCACUCUGUUUCUUUCCUUCCCGGGGACUUGGGGGACAGCCGGCCGCUGGCGUCCCCGGAGCGCGGGGUUUCCGGCCAGGCGGCCCCGGGCGGCCCCGCAGAGGCCGGCUCGGCAUGGCCCUGGUGCCCUACGACGAGGCCGCGCGGCCGGCGCUCCCGAAGUUCCACGAGCCCUUCGCCACCUUCCGCUUCGCCGGCCACACCGUCCGGGUCCGUCAGGACUGGAGGCAGCUGGGGGUCGCAGCGGUGGUUUGGGACGCGGCCGUCGUUCUGUCCACGUACCUGGAGAUGGGCGCUGUGGAGCUCAGGGGCUGCUCUGCCGUGGAGCUGGGGGCCGGCACGGGGCUGGUGGGCAUCGUGGCUGCCUUGCUGGGUGCUCAUGUGACUGUCACGGAUCGAAAAGUAGCAUUAGAAUUUCUUAAAUCAAACCUUCAAGCCAACUUACCUCCCCAUGUCCAAACCAACACUGUUGUUAAGGAGCUGACUUGGGGACAAAAUUUGGAGAGUUUUUCACCUGGAGAAUUUGACCUGAUACUUGGAGCUGAUAUCAUAUAUUUAGAAGAAACAUUCACAGAUCUUCUUCAAACGCUGGACUAUCUCUGUAGUCACCACUCUGUGAUACUUUUAGCUUGCCGAAUUCGCUAUGAACGGGAUAACAACUUCUUAGUGAUGAUGGAGAGGCAAUUUACUGUGAGUAAGGUUCACUAUGAUCCCGAAAAAGAUGUCCAUAUUUACAAAGCACAGAAGAGAAGCCAGAGGGAGGACUUAUAGUUGGGUAUAAGGAUAUUGGCCCUAAAAAGGUCAGUUAAGAUCUUAGACUGGGAAUCUAACCAUAUUUCAUGAGGUGGCUUAGUCUGUCUAAAGAAAGGGUCUCAAGGGAUAAAACACACAUGCAGUUUUAAAACAGAGCAGGGCUUUGUUGCAUUGUGAUUCUUAGACAUAUUUUACUGCUCUGAAAUUCAGUUAGCAUUAAACUGCGAGAUUUGGGGUUGUUAUAUCCUGUGUUUCUCUACCUUGAUAAAAUUUCCACUGAUAUGAGGACAGGCUGGUGUAAAGAUGUCUCUAAACUACUCAGCUUGUUUUGGUGAAGUGAAGUCAUGUAGCUUAUUUUAAGAACACUGUGAAAUACAUAAUUGUUCUCCCAGUUUUCUAAUUUUCUGAAUAAGGAGGUUAACACAUACUCUGAGCUUUUAGUGCUCUUGAAGUCUUGACCCAUUCAGGUAUUAAAAGAUUUUGUAAUUGUUGAGAUUAGGAUGGGAGUUGAGGUUCAUGUCCUGUUUUUUUGGCUUAAUUUUGGGAGGAAGUAUAUAAACAAAGGAAUAAGUAAAAAAAUUUGAGUUACUUUUUGAAAGCAUCAAAAGUCUUGGACUGGAAGCUUUGCCAUUUCUGACAUUUUUGUACAUCUAUUUCCUAGGCCAGAGAUGGUGAGCCUUUUAGAGACUGAGUGUCCAAACUGUAAUCUAGAACCUACGUAUUUAUCACAAAGUGUCAACACUGCAAUUAAACCUGAAUAUCUGAUGCUCGGCUGCUGGGGUGACUGAGGGCUAUGUGUGCCCUCUGUGGCAUGUGUGCCAUAGGUUACCACUGUCCUGGCUUUCCCUGCCUCUUUUCAUCCCUUCUCAAAAAACCUCCCCGCAACCCCAGCCCACUCACCUUCCUGUGUGUGGCACCUACACUUGCUUAUUCAGUGUGGGUAUUCCUGGUAGGCUGCAGGCUGCCAGAGGCCCAGGAAGGUUUCUGCCUCUUUAAAGCAUUGCUGCUUUCCUCACAUCUAGUGUAUGACAGCAAAUAAUGAAAAAGGUACGUUCCAUUUAGAGAGUACUGACUUUGGCUUAAAUGAUUGCUAUACUGUUUUGAUUCUUUCAUAGACUUUAUGAAUGAAGUCACUAAGAGUGAACUUUUCUUUUUACGGUGUACAAGUUUAAAUGGAGUUUAAACAAAUUUAGACCACAAGCAUAUUCUAAUCUCAUAUGGUAUUUGUAAUAAAGAGAGGUUUAGAAACUAUUAAAAAUAAGACCUUAUCCUUUUUAA
Messenger RNA from Chinchilla lanigera (long-tailed chinchilla), 2092 nucleotides. RefSeq names its product methyltransferase like 21A (gene Mettl21a). Gene Ontology annotation, cellular component: cytosol; cytoplasm. The record is from RefSeq and is a predicted model, not a curated record. Gene Ontology annotation, molecular function: protein-lysine N-methyltransferase activity. Gene Ontology annotation, biological process: peptidyl-lysine methylation. Lineage: Eukaryota; Metazoa; Chordata; Mammalia; Rodentia; Chinchillidae.